Messenger RNA from Enterobius vermicularis (human pinworm), 879 nucleotides. Lineage: Eukaryota; Metazoa; Nematoda; Chromadorea; Rhabditida; Oxyuridae. The record is from the annotation of a GenBank genome assembly.
AUGGCUUUGGUGCUGGUUAUGGGAAUACCGGGAAGCGGAAAAACGACUCUGUGUAAGGACCUUGAGGCUUUGAUUGGUCCUAAUGCGUUACGGAUUUCUUUUGAUGAAGUUUUUGCCUACUGUCGUGUUACGGGUGAAGCUGAACCAUGCUCAUUGUUGGGGUGCCAUGAGUAUACUGGUUAUCGCUCUUAUGCUCGAUUGGAGAGAAGGAUUUGCGAAUCUAUGAUACGGCAUGGUUUAAAUAUGAUGGAAACCGAAGGUAAAUUUUUUGUCCCGCCGUAUGAGUCGGUCUUAUGGAACAUUUCUGACUCGUUUAUUAUUGUCGAUGACAUUUUCUACUUGCAAAGUAUGAGACGUCCUUUCAAGAGGAUGGCUAGAGCUCACUCUUUGUGUUAUAUUGUGGUGUAUAUGGACACACCCAUUGAUGUAGCAAUUGAUCGGAAUUCUGGCCGUCCUCCAAAAGUAUCUAUAUCUGAGAAAACGAUACGUCGGAUCUAUGAAGAGAUGGAGAUCCCAUCUGACUCGACUGAAAAUGUGAUCAGGUUUACUCCAUCUGAUAGUAUAGAGAAUUUGGUUGCGCGAAUUAAUGAUAUACGUAAGCAGUGCGGAUCAGUUUGCUUAGAGAAAAAAGCUAGUCACGCAAGAAGCGCAACUGCAGUUGCUAAAAAUAGCAUUUGGCAAAACCUGGAACAAGAUCUUCGAAAAUGUGUUGGAGAACUGGUAAGUGAAGUAAAGUCCAAAGAGUUAGCCGUUGCUUCGAGCGCAGCAAAAAAGCAAAUUAUUACUGAGUUUCGAGCCAGCAACCGUAAGGAAUGGGAUUGCUUGGACCUGAAAAGUCUUUUGAGGUCAAAACUGAAUGACAAAGGCUUCAAAUGUUAA